UUCCAAACACUAAUAACUAACAUCGCCGGCUGUUCCUUUUCAAGGGUUUUGCGUUCUUCUUUGCUCCCUAUUUGAUUCUCUUUCUCUCUCUCCGUGUUUUUCCGUUGUCUCUAUCUUCACCAAAUUUCCUAUCUUUAUUCAUAUUCGGCAAUUGGGUUCUUUUCCAAUUUUUAUUUCGACUUUGACAAGCCUUCCUUUCUUCCAUCUUCUGCAAAUUAGGGUUUAAUUUCCAAUUUGGUCAUUUUUUUAUUUGGGAAUCUUGUUUCAUCGAUUUGGGGUCAAUAAAUCCGCGAACAAUGCCUCCGAGAAUAGUGAAGAGAGGUGCUGCGGCGAAGAGGGCAUCGAGGGGAUCCUCAAAGGCUGCUCCUGAGAAUCAACCUGAGCCUGAAACUGCGGAAGUGGUCGUGAAAAAUAAUGAAGAAAAUCCUGUUGUUGAUGCUGUGGUGGAAGAAAAGCCCGUUGAUGUGGAGCAAGAACAUGAGGAAGUGCCAAAUGGGUCGGCUAAGGUGGAAAACAAUGAAGAGGAGAUUAAGGAGUCUAUAGAUGAAUAUGAAAAAGAUGAACACUUAGAUUUUGAGGAUAAUUAUCCUGAGUAUGAAGCAGAGGAAUAUGGUGGUGUUGACUAUGAUGAGAAGGGAAUUGAACAAGAUGAAGGUCAGGAGGAGGGAGAUGAAGUCGAGGAAGAUCCCGAAGAGAUUGUAGGUGAAGAAGAGGGUGAUACAGGUGAUGAAGAAGUUGAAUAUGUUUAUGAAGAAGUUGAGGAUGAUGAUGAUGAGCAUGCUGGUGAGGAGCAUGAGCAUGCACAGAUGCCUGAUGUGGAGCAAGAGGAACACCGUGAAGUGGUAAAGGAGAGGCGAAAGCGGAAGGAAUUUGAAGUAUUUGUUGGUGGCCUAGAUAAGGAUGCUACUGAGCAUGAUCUGAAAAAGGUUUUCGGUAAAGUUGGGGUAGUUACUGAAGUCCGGCUGAUGAUAAAUCCCCAGACAAAAAGGAACAAGGGAUUUGCAUUCUUGCGUUUUGAAACGGUUGAGCAAGCGAGAAGAGCUGUGGUGGAGCUAAAAAAUCCUGUGAUUAAUGGCAAACGAUGUGGUGUUACUCCAAGUCAGGACAGUGAUACUCUCUACUUAGGUAACAUAUGCAAGACAUGGAAAAAGGAAGCUUUAAAGGAGAAACUUAAACAUUAUGGAGUAGAAGAUGUGGAGGAUUUGACUUUAAUAGAAGAUGAUACCAAUGAGGGGAUGAACCGAGGAUUUGCAUUUUUGGAGUUUUCUUCUCGUUCAGAUGCUAAGGAAGCCUAUAAGCGACUGCAGAAGAGAGAUGUUGCAUUUGGAGUUGAUAAGCCUGCAAAGGUUUCCUUUGCCGACUCUUUUAUUGAUCUGGGUGAUGAAAUUAUGGCACAGGUUAAAACUGUAUUUAUUGAUUCGCUGCCUCCUUCAUGGAAUGAAGAUUAUGUCCGAGAUCUUCUUAAGAAAUAUGGAGAGAUUGAAAAAGUUGAGCUUGCUAAGGACAUGCCAGCUGCUCGGAGGAAGAAUUAUGGAUUUGUUACAUUUAGUACACAUGUUGCUGCUGUGGAAUGUGCUGAUAGCAUUACUAGUGCAGGGUUAGGUGAAGGUGACAAAAAGGCAAAAGUUAGGGCUAGAUUGUCACGGCCUCUUUCAAAACCUCUUCAGAGAGGCCGUGGAAAAUAUGUUAAUCAUGGGGACUUCCGCUCUGGCCGCAAUUCUGGAAGAUUGGUAAGGUCUUCACGGAGUCAACCUGCACCACGUAGUCUUCCUGCCCGUGUGGUGAGAGGAGUUGGAAGUCGUGUUCCGCCAGUUAGACCUAUUAGUGUGAGAAAUAGACGUCCUGUCACACCCAUGCUAGUAAGAGCCAGGCCAGUGGCUCCUCCAGCUAGAAGCUAUGACAGGAGAUUGGCUGCUCCUGCUUAUCCCAAAAGUGGCAUGAAAAGAGAUUAUAGUCGACGCGUGGAUCUACCACCUCCAAGAAGUAGAGUUGCUACAGAUUAUGGCUCUAGAGUAGCCUCUCAGAGGCAUUCAUCUUACAGGGAUUAUCCUGCCCGUGGUUCUGACUACCCUGAGCUGCAUAGAAGUACAUCUCGUGGUGCACCAAAGAGAGGUUAUGUUGAUGAUGGCUAUGGCCAAAGAUUUGAGAGGGCUCCUCCUUCUCCUCCUCCCCCCCAUCUAAGUUACCAUGAAGGACGGCCGCGUGAUUAUGAUUCUCUAUCUGGCUCAAAACGUCCUUAUACUGCUAUAGAUGAUGUUCCUCCUCGGUAUGAUACUGGUGCUCGCCAGUCAAGGUCUCGUUUAGAUUAUGACUAUGGAGGUAGUGCUUCACAGUAUGGAGAUGCUUAUGGUGACAGACUUGGAAGAUCUAGUCUUGGAUACAGUGGCAGCAGAAAUUCUAUUUCUAAUCAAGAUUUACAUGGGACUUAUGGCAGUCGACAAGGCAUGAGUUAUGGCGGAGGUUCUUUUGGUGGUAGUGAUGGUGGUAUGUACUCAUCAAGUUAUGGUGGUGAUUAUGCAUCCCGUGGAAGUGAUGUUGGUGGCCGUUCAUAUUCAUCUAUGUAUUCUGGUAGAGGUGUGGGUGGUAGCAGCAAUUAUAUGGGUAGUGGUGGAUCUGGGUCUUAUUAUUGAGAUCUAAUUACAAUAAAGAGGCUGCUGUAGGAUGUGGAAUUUGAAGCUUAUGCUCAUUUUGAUGCCUACCAUGUGGAGCUGAACAUUGCUAAUUAAUUGCCUGGUUUGGGUAUUUAUCAAAGAUCAAGUCUUCUCUCAAAUGGACAAAUUUUGAGUUCUUGAAUUUGUGCUGUAAGUACUGAAGUUGAUUAGAAAUGGAAUGAGAAGUGCUGAGCAUGUGAUGUAUAAAUAAACUUCGUAUUAUAAAGCUCCCUUAUGGGUGGGUAAUUUGAAAGAUCACUCCAUAUCCUGUUCAUUUGGAAAGAACCAAGGCCUCAGAUAUUACUUUUUGAUAUUGGAUUUUUUCUCCUGUCAUAAAGUUGGUUUUUCCCCUCACAAAAGAGAUAUAUUGUUACUCUUUGGAUUCAUUAUAUUUUCGCCAAUGGUAUGAUCAUGAACAAGAGUACCCAGCACUUUGUGGAGCUACCAUUGGUAGUAGUUAUAUGAGCACUACUUCGGCAAUAAAUAAAGGAAAGAUUUUGAUAUAGUAACAUAUCCUAGGAAGCAUCAUGCACUGAUUAUGUGUGGCUAGAGUGUUUCUAACAUGGUAUUUUGUACUGAGGGGGAGUACAAGAUGCAUAUGGAGCAUUGCAUAUUUUUCCUUAAGAUUGUUUACUUGCACCCCUUGGAAUUUUUCUUUGUGAUGCAAUUAUUUUUGCGCACUUCAUUACUAUCCAAUCCAAUUGCAUAAUAUUGGAAGACAUUUGCCCAUGCUAUAUCAUUGGAAAAUGCAACUUUGCGAGAUUGUAUAGUAGCUGGAAUGGAUUCAAUAUCAUGUGUUACCAACAGAUUUUGAAAUUCAAGAAUCUAUGGAAUUUGGCAUUUUAUGCACCAGGUUAUAUACCCUGCUUGGUUUUGCAGAACUCAUGCCCCAAUGGCAAACAUGAACUAACCAUAAUAUCACACUAGAAUGUCUAUGCGCUCAUGGACUAGGUCUUCUCAUUUAUUUUAAUCCCCAGUUGGGUAGUUAGUUUCCAACUCAUACCAUUUUAUCAGCCUUAAGCAGCAAAUACUUAUGAAGUAUUGAUGCUCGGAGUCUUAAAAAGUGCUGGAAGCUGAUGUCCCCGAAAUGAGAAUAUUAGAUUAAUGACUUUUUAGGUUUUUUCUAACAUUUUAUCUGCUUUUCAAAAGUGGUUCUGAUCAGUACUAGAGGUUUGUUACUUUGAUGAUGUUCCGUGUUCAUGCGUAUCCAAAUUCUCUACAUGCUCUAUGUUUUUCUAAGAUCCCUGUGUUGCUUGUGAAUAAUUGGUGUCGAUCAGGGUUUGCAUGGUUCUUAGUUUUUGGUGAAAGGCUUUCGUUUCUUUACCCUUUCACUGUAUGAGGGAUCUUUACUGACUUGUUGAAGUUUUAGUUUCCCGUGUGUUCCUUUUCUGCACUGUGCAGGGUGUUGCCCUUCAUCAAGUUUGGUUAAAUUGGUUUCUGCUUAGCUCUGGAUUUUUCUGUGGCAUUCUAUUUGACAUCAUGAUUUAGUUUUACAAGUUUUGUAAAUUGUUCCAUUCAUGACAUUGUAAUUCUGGGUAAAGUACCAUAUGAUGCUAGGUUUCCAAUUUACUAAUCUUCUAUUAUGGUUGUAUGCUGAUACACUCUCGAGCUGCUUUUGUUUCUGAAGGGAUUCUGUGUCUAGGGAUUCCCUGUCACAUGCUUUUACAACAAUUAAUUUGGAACAACUUGCUUUGAUGACAUAAAACUCUUAACGGUCAAGAUGUUUUUCUUUUGAAAGAUACACCUCAUGGUUGCCUUUGUUAAAUUAAUGUUCGACCCACUUUGUCGAAUUGUACAAAAUUUAAGACUAGUCCAUUUAAUAUACUGAAUCUUGUACCAUGUA
Molecule: messenger RNA, 4494 nt
Organism: Glycine soja
Lineage: Eukaryota; Viridiplantae; Streptophyta; Magnoliopsida; Fabales; Fabaceae
Product: nucleolin-like
Exons: 12
Coding region: 297-2630 (777 amino acids)
Cellular component (GO): nucleus
Molecular function (GO): mRNA binding
Source: RefSeq, a predicted model, not a curated record